Molecule: messenger RNA, 1121 nt
Organism: Hydractinia symbiolongicarpus
Lineage: Eukaryota; Metazoa; Cnidaria; Hydrozoa; Anthoathecata; Hydractiniidae
Product: rRNA methyltransferase 1, mitochondrial-like
Exons: 9
Coding region: 181-885 (234 amino acids)
Biological process (GO): rRNA methylation
Cellular component (GO): mitochondrion
Molecular function (GO): RNA binding; RNA methyltransferase activity
Source: RefSeq, a predicted model, not a curated record
UGGUGGUGGGGUUUACUUGUAUUGAACCAAUCUUGCUGGUGAAAUCAUUGUGUUUGGAAUAGUGGUGUAUAUUGUGUUGUGUAUAAAUCAAUUGGGUUUAUUUUGUGUUGCGUUAUUGGGAGAACUGUGAAGAUAACCCACAGAGCUGCACUUACUCAAAUAAUAGAAAAAGCUGAUAACAUGGGAAUCGCUGUAAAGUAUAAACCAAGAACAGUUUUGGAUCGAAUAAGCAGAAAUAAACCACAUCAGAAUGUUGUCAUGGAAACAGGAAGGUUAAACUUUAAGCCAUUUGAUAAAGAUCAGUUGUUGGUAUCGUCUAGAUUGGAUAAAAAAGACUUUUUAUUUGCAUUAGAUCAAAUUCAUGAUCCGAUGAACUUUGGGGCGAUAAUACGUUCAGCGUAUUAUUUUGGAGUUGAUAAGAUCAUCGUCGGUAACAGAAAUUCUUGUGGCUUGACACCUACUGUCAGUAAAGCUAGUGCUGGUGCUAUGGAAUGGGCUCAAGUGUAUGGCGUCGAUUCUAUGGAGAAGUUUCUUAAGCGUAAACUUGAUAACAGAUACAGCGAAAUGCUGAACAAUGUUGCCGCAUGUUGCUCUUUCCACUUUCAGCAGUCGGUCAAACUUAACUGGGAUGUAAUAGGGACAUCGAAACCAAGUGGAAGCCACCGCGACGUAGUUUAUACAUGCGAUAGUUUGAAAAUUAAUAAACCCUGCAUAUUGGUAUUAGGUAACGAAGGAUUCGGAUUAAGUUCAAGCAUAGCUGAUAUAUGUACCAAAAUGGUUACCAUACCUCCUGGUAAUGACACGUUACCUCAUGACGUCGAUUCAUUAAAUGUAUCUGUGGCAGCAGGGAUUUUGUUGCAUUCGUUGUUGAAGUGUUGGCGAUAGUGAUGGGCGAAGAAAACGUAGCAACAAUACGACGACGUGUCAGGAAAAAGCAUGGUACUGUAUUGUUCAAGUAAAGUAACAUACAACAUGGAAACGUGAUGACUGAAGAAAGAAUACACGUAAAAUCAUAAACAACGCAGUAUUGAGAAAAUGUAUUUGUUAAGAAAAGCCUUAUAGAAUUUUAUAUUUAUACAGAUGCAGGAUGCAGAAGAAAACAAAAUUUGCUUUUUAAUUAA